Messenger RNA from Esox lucius (northern pike), 8947 nucleotides. It is a transcript of the gene greb1l, whose product is annotated as GREB1 like retinoic acid receptor coactivator. The record is from RefSeq and is a predicted model, not a curated record. Gene Ontology annotation, biological process: kidney development; multicellular organism development. NCBI's taxonomy places the organism in Eukaryota, Metazoa, Chordata, Actinopteri, Esociformes, Esocidae. The coding region runs from base 416 to 6379 and encodes 1987 amino acids. The transcript is spliced from 34 exons.
AGUACUGUGGCUCUGAAUGCUCACAGGAUUGUCAGGAGCUGCGAGCGCCGUGUGGAGUGGGAGAGCAAACUAAAUAAACUAAAUAUUCUGUCUGGGUGAUACACGUUUUAACAUCAACUAAUCUGAAAUUGCAAAUUGCUGUGGAGCAGUUGCGUUGAGGGGGAUGUCACCGCAGAACGGUUACACUCAGAGCUUCUUCUUACCAAGCAUGUAGCAGAGGAGAACAAGCCCCUUCACGCCUGGGAACGAUCACACGAGGGCCACCAGGCAACCUGUGUCCCCCUGCCUGUCCAGCUGCCACCUCGCGCCCAAAGCCAACCCCAGGCCCACACGGCUGACCUCAACAGAUGUCCAGAGUGGACGAAGGGUGGGGGCAGCGGGGCCUAGGCAGGGCAGGAAGACAGAGGAGGAGAAGAUGAUGACGACUUACAGUUUCAGAAAGAAAGAUAAAAAAAAAGAGGGAAACAGUGAGACCAACAGAGAGAAGGGAAGGGGAAGGACAAAAGACCGAGCAAUUGUUAUGGGGAAUUCAUACGCAGGGCAGCUGAAGUCUGCUCGCUUCGAGGAGGCCCUCCAUAACUCCAUUGAAGCUUCUCUACGAUCGAGCAGUGGCGACCCACAGCCCAUUUUCACCCAGCUGUACCUGGAGCCUGACCAGUAUCCUGGCAACAUGGAGGACAUAAAGCCCAAGAUGGACCUGUCCCUACCCUGCGCCGAGCCUCCGGGUCAGGAUCUGUUGAUGGGCCGGACCUCCACCCAGCUGGAGGACCUGGAGGAGGAGGAUGACUCUGACAGCAGCACCCCCCCGCUGCCCUACCUGCAGGGCCCAACGCCAGACGGCUGCUGCACAAUGGAUGGUUUCUGUCAGGCCGGUAAGGACCUACGUCUGGUCUCCAUGGCAACGGAGCCAAUCGAAGUUCCAGCUGGGUUCGAGCUUGUCGGUGCCAAGUCCCCCAGUAUCCCAGAGCACAUUCUGGUGUGUGCCGUGGACCGGCGCUUUCUGCCUGAUGAGAAUGGGAAAAAUGCACUUUUAGGGUUUUCAGGUAACUGUGUGGGGUGUGGGGAGAAGGGGUUCCGGUACUUUACUGAGUUCUCCAACCACAUCAACUUGAAACUGGCCACGCAGCCCAAGAAGCAGAAGCACUUAAAAUACUAUCUGGUGAAGAACUCUCACGGUGCUCUGUGCAAAGGACCUCUCAUCUGCUGGAAAGACUGUAAGACGCGCCAGUUCUCCAGCAACAGUGCAUCCACCUCCAAGCCCAGCUCCUCCUCCUCCAUGAGCAGCAAGGAGAAUGGAGGCACCAAUGGCCAUAACUCCUCGCCCUUCUCCUUUUCAGAUUCCCCUCCCACCAGGACUCCCUCUGGCUCCUUCUUCACAGCCCAGGACCUGGCGCCAGACUGCAGCUUCCUAAAGCCUCUGGCAUCGACACCUGGGGGCAAGACUCUACCAAUAGUGCCCACGGCUCUGAGAGUGAACGGACCGACCAACGGACUGGGCGCAGACGGCCGCCCCACCUUACUGAGCCCCUCCCAGGUGUCGCUGGGAGCUCAGGGACAGGGGUACAGAACCUCUGACCCAGGAGACAGCACUGUUUCCUCUGCCAUGACCUCAGGUCCACCGAAGAAGCGCCACCGCGGUUGGCACCCCAGCUCCACGGUCCCAGUCCCCCCCACAGCUGUCCCGGUGCCCGCCAUUCGACCCAUCGUCUGCCCCACAGGCCCUGUUCUGACCCUGCCCACUCCUCAGCCGUUGGUAGCGGGUCUCGUCCAGCCUCAACCUGUCACCGCCGGGGAAACCGUCGUAGUCCCCGACAACCUCCUCAGCACCUCAGGAGUCCGCCCAGUCGUCCUCAUUGGGCUCGGCACCUUGCCGUACUUCUAUGGGAACGUGGGGGACAUCGUGGUGAGCCCUCUGCUGGUCAGCUGCUUUAAGGGCAGCCAGCUGACUGAGAAGACACUGGCCGGCCUGGGCCUGACCAGCAGCCAGCUGCUGAGUGUGGACACCAUGAUCCUCCUCACCCUCCAGUACCUGGCACGCUUAGGUCCGGAGCAGAUUCCGCUGAGGGAGGAGUUUGAGCAGAUCGUGCUGAAGGCCAUGUUGGUUUGUCCGGAGGGGCCGUCCAUCUCCCCAGCUCAGCUGCCUUGGCUGGCCCGCCUGGAGGCCAGCGUGUCUGGGGGCAGUGUCCAGGUUCUGGUCAGCCACAACUCCCUGGGCGAGGGCAUCUCCGAGUCCCUGCGGUCGCUGUGCGACGGGCCACCCCACCAGCGGUGCCUGCCCACCUAUUUGGUUAUUGUGUGUGCCUCCAAGAUGACUGGCAAUGAGUUCUGUGUGCUGGUGCUGGGAAAAUAUCAGGCGCGGGCGCUAGCUGAGGGGAUGCUCACCACCAAUGAGUUUCUAAAGGAGAUCAGUUACGAGCUUAUAACGGGGAAAGUCAGUGUCCUGGCGUCUCACUUCAAAACCACCUCUCUAGGGGACAACCUAGACAAACAGCUGUUGCGUUACCAGCGACGCCGGAAGGGCCAGGUCAUCCAGCCUUUCCAGGGGGACGUCACCGACCACAUCCACUCCCAGGAGGCAGCCAGUAUGGUGCCGGCGUCUGAGUCAGAGCUGCUGAGUGAGGUGUUUCAGAUCCACCCUCCCCAACUGAGCGUAGCCAGGAGCCUGCUCUCCCAGGUGUGCUCUAUAGCCGACUCAGGCUCCCAGAGUCUGGACCUCGGACGCUUCUGCAAGGUGGACUUCCUGGUUCUAGUUCCUCCCUCGCACGUCCUUGUGAACCAGACCGCUCAACGCAUCCGACAAUCUGGUGUGCUGGUGGACCUGGGUAUAGAGGAUGCUUCCUCAGCCCACCAGAGGUCUGACAAGUAUGUGGUGCGACUGGAUGGAGACGUUCAUGCCAAGAUGGAGGCCUUCAUGAGGAAGGUUAAACAGAACCCUUACACUCUGUUUGUCCUCAUCCACGACAACUCCCAUGUGGACCUUACCAGCGCGCUGUCAGGCUCGGUGUGCAACGGGGAGCUUCAGGGUCUGGCUGAUAGGGUGGUCAACUGCCAGGAGGUCCUGGAGGCCAUGAACCUGCUGGUGCUACAGGUCAGCUGCUUCCCCUUCACCCUACAGACGCGACAGUCCCGCAUCAGUGUCCACAAUGAGGUGCACUGGCCUGCCAACCACUGCCUGGGGGAGCUGUCUCCUAAGGAGCAGGUGUACUUUGGCCUGAGGAGCUACAGCAGGUCCCUGCAGUGGGGGGUUGCCAGCCCGAUCCUGCGCUGUGACGACGCCUUCGAGAAGAUGGUCAACACAUUGCUGGAGAGGCACCCCCACCUACACAGCAUGGUGAUCCGGAGCUACCUGUUGAUCCAGCAGUACACAGAAGCCAUGAUGGCUCUGACCUCGUCUCCUUCCCUACGGGACCACAUCACCCCUGAAACCCUGGCCAUGGUGGAGGAUCUGAUCAGCGCCCCGGGCCGGGAGAGGUCCCAGGGCCGGGGUCACAUGCUGCUGGUCCGGGUGCCCUCUCUGCAGCUCGCCAUGCUUGCCCGCGAGCGCCUGGAGGAUGUCAGGGACAAGCUGGGUCUCCAGUUCUGCUUUGCCGUGGUGCUGGGAAGCCCUGCCACCGAGCUCAGCCUGGCCCAACACUUCACCAACCGACUCAUGGCCUGGCGGGCUGAGAGUGAGGACUGGGUCCCUCACACCUAUGAAGAUCUGGAGGGGCUUCCCUGCAUCGUCAUCCUCACUGGGAAAGACCCCCUAGGAGAGACCUUCCCAAGGUCCCUGAAGUACUGUGAUCUGCGUCUCAUUGACUCCAGCUACCUGACACGUACAGCGCUGGAACAGGAGGUGGGUCUGGCCUGCUCAUAUGUGUCCCUGGGAGGGGUGCAGGACCCCCAUCGGCACCAGGACACAGACAAGACCAGCUCCCCCCAGGACCCAGACCUGGACCUGCACAUGGACAUGGAGAGGCCCCAGAGCAAUGGCAGCGCUGCUACAAGAGGCUCUGGCUCUCUGGCAGAGAGCUCGUCUGAUAUCCCAGAUUCCUCCCAGAAGCCCUCCACAUCAACCUCCUGCGCCCAAGGAGGCAAAGUGGGGAGCGUCAUGAUGGACGAUGGGACUGGUCCUGUCGCCACCUCCUUCUCCCCCCACCAGGUCAAAAAGGAGUGUGACUCCAUGGGCAGUGCCGUGGCCCAGCCCACUAAAGCCCCUCCCUCUUUCUGCUCCUCGGCCACCUCCUCAUCCUCCCCGUCCUCCUCCAACCAGCGCCCCAGUCAGUCCACACAGUGUGGUCGGGGCCGCAAGUCCCCGCCCGUGUUUCCCCGGACCGUCAUCCUGUCACGCGCCGCCUACAGCCUCCUAGCCGGCGAAUCGGGGAGUCAGCUGAGCUCCUUCUCCCUGUUGCCUCACGCCGACGUCAGCUGGAGCAGCCCUCUGAGGCCCGACUUCAACCCUAACCUCCAGGGGGCAGAGCAGAGUCUCUUCUACAGACAGUGGACCAUAGCCAGGCAGCACCAUGCGGACCACGAAGCCCCCCCGGUGCCACACCCACGGCGCCUGCUUCUCAGUGGACCCCCACAGGUGGGAAAGACUGGUGCUUACCUGCAGUUUCUACGCAUCCUGUUCCGUAUGUUAAUAAGACUACUGGAAGUAGAUGUGUAUGAUGAAGAGGAGCUGGAGGAAGAGAUGACGGAAACAUCAGAGGCUGUACCCCAAGCCUGUCCGCAGUGGCCAGACAUCGAGGAGAUCCCCAAGCUACCCGUAGACCUUUUCCCCAGAGACCCGAAGUUCAGGCGGGCUAGUGCUGUUUACACUGCUAAGAUGCCAAAUGGCUUGAAAGAUCCUAAACUGGAAGAAGAGAACCAAAUGCCUGUAAAGAGGCAGACAGUGUCCAUACGGCUGAGUAUGUUCGCGGCCCACAAUGCAUUUCACCAUUGUGAACAGUGUCACCAUUAUGGUGAAGCCAACCCUGCCACACAGCUGUCGGAGUGCACGUUCCACGCUUUCACUUUCUGCUCGUCCAUGCUGGGAGAGGAGGUGCAACUCCACUUCAUCAUCCCCAAAGCCAAGGAACACCACUUUGUCUUCAGCCAGCAGGGCAGCCACCUGGAGAGCAUGAGGCUGCCCCUCGUCUUUGCCAAGGACCCCAGUCUGGUGAAGAGCCCGAUCUUCACCCCGACGACGGGGCGGCAGGAGCACGGCCUUCUAAACAUCUUCCACGCUAUGGAGGGUGCGGCCCACCUUCACAUCCUGGUAGUAAAGCAGUAUGAGAUGCAGCACUACAGGAAGUACUGGCCAAACCAUAUCCUGCUGGUGCUGCCAGCCAUGUUCAACAGUGCCGGAGUCGGGGCGGCACGGUUCAUGAUAAAGGAGCUGUCCUACCACAACCUGGAGCUGGAGAGGAACCGUCUGGAGGAGCAGGGGGUCAAGAGGCAGGACGUCUGGCCCUUUAUAGUAAUGAUGGAUGACUCCUGUGUGCUCUGGAACGCACACCAACCCCAGGACAGUAACAGGUACAGUGAGGUGGCAGAGGCCGGGCCCAGCCUUACCAAUGUGUCCCUGAAGACAGUACUGCAGCACAUGGAGGCCACCCCUAAGAUCUCCCUCUACGCCAUGUGUGGCACCCGCAAGUGGAGCAGCGCUCUAGCCCGGCGCCCGCCCAGCGCCCCCUUCUCCCGGUGUCACCUCCACGACUUUGUCAUGCUCAACGUGGACCUGACUCAGAACGUCCAGUACGAUCUGAACAGGUACAGCUGUGAGGAAGUGGACUUCAACCUGAGAGCCAACAGCAGUGGUCUCCUGCUCUGUCGUUUCAACCACUUCAGCCUGAUGAAGAAACACAUCCCCUUUGGAGGACACAAGGACUUCCUGGUCAAACCCAAACUCGUGGUGAUGGAGAACCCAGCCCUCAUCAGCCCAUCCCAGUAUGUCUGUGCCCCGGACAGUGAACAGACUCUCCUGGCUGCCCCAGCUCAGUUCCUGCUGGAGAAGUUCCUCCAGAGCUGCAGCCACAGACUAUUUCCCAAGGCCAUACAGAACCGUACCAACCCUGUGUUGUCCAUAGACAGCUACCUCAACAUAGGCCCUGAAGUGUCAGUGUGCUACGUCAGUUCCCGGCCACACUCCACAAACCUGGACCACCAGGGCCUGGUCUUCAGCGGCCUGAUGCUCUACCUGUGUGACUCCUUCGUCGUUUCCGGCCUCCUCAAGAAUUUCCACUUCCUCAAAGGUGCCACGUUAUGUGUGAUUUGCCAGGACCGCAACUCUCUUCGUCAGACCAUCGUCCGACUGGAGCUGGAAGAUGAGUGGCAGUUCCGUCUUCGGGACGAGUUUCAGACGGCAAACUGCAGUGAGGACCGACCGCUCUACUUCCUCACUGGGCGCCAUGUUUGACCCUGAGACUAAUGCCCUCCUGUCUCACAGACCCGAACCAGAUAGGUGGAUACCCGCUUACCACUGAUCUCAGACCAGCUAACAAUCAUGACUAUUACUGGCUUGUCUGUCUGAGGGCACAGCCGCUGUCCAGUUGACCUCCCGUCACACAAACUCUAAUCAGAGAAUGUUCCCUGGUCUGUUCCAAUCACAACAAUUCCCUGUCUAUCAAGAUACCAGAAAUACGUAUUAGGCCCUGAGAAUGUAAUGGACAUGUGAAUGGUGAAGGCAGAUGGGAGUGACUUAUCUGUGAUGCUCCUCCACCUUGUUGCAAUGUGUUUGGAACAGAGGUAGUUUGUCUUACCUCAGGUCUGUGUUGGGUUCGGUCCCUAAUCUGAGCCUGUUUGCAAUUCAUAGACACUGAGGCUCAGAGAUCUGCGCUAAUAAUACUGAUUUAUUUUCUUUCUGCAAUGAGCGAGUCACCACUGGUAAAUGGGAUUUAUUCAAAGAUUGUAAAUGUGCAGCUGUGAUGAAUGCAGUUCUUCUUGGUAUGUCCAGUCAUGGACCUACGCUUUAUCUCAGGGUUUUUAAAGUGAGACUUAAACAGAAGUUGUCCGUCACGAUAGGCAAGCUACUAUCUUUCUCACCUUCAGUGUCAAGUGGUGUUACUUUCUUAUCUGUUGUGAUCUUGUUGAUACCCCUGAGCUGAUAUGACCGACCAAAGACAUCCACAUGUGCACCUUGCCCUCAACCCCUCCUAUUCUUUCCCUUUCUUCUUACUGUCCCCCUUCACCUGUCUGCCUGUUUCAUAUCAACCCUCAAGAAGAAAUCCAAAUCUGCUAGUAGAUUACUCAGAACUUGAGCAACCUAAAUAUCUAGUGUAUAUUUUAUAUACUGGUCAGUCUGUGAUAACAUUUCUAAUCAAUAUCCAAGCCACAGUGCAGUCUCAUCCAUUCGAAUGGGACACCACAAGGACAUGGGAUUUUGUUUCAUUUGUGCCUUUUCACUGUAAUAUGUUUACCCUCGCUAAGUUGUUCCUGUGUCUCUUUAAUAAUCAACUUAUCCAUUCAAUUGGAGCGAAUGAGAACAGCCCCGAGUCCUGUUGACAAAUUAUCCAUCUCUAUCGGGCUGAUACUCUGACAAAGAUGAUACAUUUCCAUGAUUUUCAUCAGCUCUUAUUAGAUAAGGAUGCUGAGGAAUGAGCAAAACUUUCACUGCCACCUGAUCCUGUUGUUGACUGUGCCUGUGGUCUUAUCUCUGGCUUUAGCGUUGCUAAGUGUUCUGUUUUCUGUGCCUGAUAGUAUUGACAGCAUAGAGCACCACCUAUAUACCUUAAUUCAUCAAGUCAAAUCACCUACAGUUGCAGGGUUUUUACAUGAAACCAUGGAUAAUCAGAGAUUGGGUGUAUUACUGUAAUUUUCCAAUGAGUAGAUCAAUAAACCUGAAAUCAGGUAGGAAUGUUUUUUUAUAUUUUACUGCACAGGGUCAUCCAAAGAAUAUGCCUUAGUGAGUUCUGUUACAUGUAAGCAUACUCAUUCUCAUACACUCAAUGGUUACACAUUUACAGUGAAGGUAAUGUUGUAAUAUGUCUUACAAUGAAGAGGAAAUACCAUUUGUAUGCUAAGAGUUAAGGGAUCUUAGGAUUAAUAUCUGUUGUUAAGAGCUUUGUUUACAUGAUUAAUAUAUUAAAUCAACCCUAUUACGGCUUGUGGAGGGUUUUUUAUAUUUUUAGUAUUGUGUCACUUUUAUCAGUUUUGUUUUAGUAUCAUACUGAUGUCUUUCUCUGCAUUCUGUGUUUGAUGUCAUGAUAAUGUCUUUCUGUCUGGAUUCUGGGUUUGCCAGCAAGGCUCAAAGUAUCUACCUAAGAUUUCUUCUUACCAUAUGUUUUUUCCCCUCACAUUUCUCAUGUCAGAUUUUUGGUAGUAUUUAAAAUGAAAUGUCCUUUACAUUAGUGAUUCUUAUUUAUUUCAACAAGCAUUUUGGACUGAUAAUCAUAUGAAAGUGUAGUAAUAUGAAUUGAAUACUGAUGGAGUGUAUCCUCUUCUAAAAACAGAAAAAUUGAUGAAAUCUUUGCACAAGACCAAAAUAUCUUGAGUCUUAUCUACUGAAUGUUGUGGGGGUAGGAUAUGUUAACUUGCACUAUACAACUUGCCAGCAGCAAAAAAAGUAUUGAACAUUGUCAUCAAAGCUGUAAUGGUAGAUGUUUAACAAAUACACCAAAACAUAUUAAUCACACUUUCCAGAAAGUAACACAGUGUUGAUAUAUUGAUUAAUGAUCAGACACUUUGAUAUUGAUCAAACCCUUUUGACCCAUAGAAUGUGUCUUGUAUGUAGAUAAUUAGAAAAACACAUGAUUUAUGCAAUUUGCUUCUCACAAUCGUCACUGGAGCAUCUUCUGUUGUGCGUAUGUGUCUUAUUAGAGAUUUGGCGACUCACCCGAUGGUAGCCGUGACCUUACCGUCAUCUACCUCAUCUUGACCGUUGUGGUUGUAUUGUAGGCUGUGAACAUUUGACUUUGAAAAACAUGCUUUUGUUGUUGGAAUGUAUGAAUGUAAAAUAGUAACAUUAAAAUAAACUAAGGAGUUGUGA